AUGGAUUUCCCGUCAUCAUCUAUUCAUCUAUUAAGUGAUCAUGCUAUUCUUUUGAUUUCGCUAUCCAAUGUCUCUGUUGCAGCGGGUAUUCAUGAUUUUCGCACUCCCGGAACCGGGCUCUAUUCCAAUUUGAAAAACUACAAUUUGCCUUAUCCUGAAGCAGUUUUUGAUGUCGGCUUCUUUCGGUCGAAGCCUCAACCUUUUGUGACGCUUGCCAGUGAGCUUUGGCCAGGAUUGAAGCAUUCACCAACAAUUACACACUCUUUUUUGAAAUUGCUGAGUAACAAAGGCUUGUUGUUGAGAAACUAUUCUCAGAACAUUGAUGGUCUCGAAGAUCUAGCCGGAAUCCCCGAAGAGGAGUUGGUGGAGUGCCAUGGGCAUUUUUGUUCCUCCUCUUGUAUCAAAUGCCACGAACAAGCUGAUCCCGAUCAAGUCAAGAACACUAUUGUGAAGGAAGGAUCCGUACCAAAGUGUGAAAACUGCAGGGGCAACGUGCAACCCGAUAUUGUAUUUUUUGGGGAAUCACUGCCUGAACGUUUCUACUACCGACUCUUGAAAACGGAUGUUGCAAAAGCAGACUUGUUGUUGAUAAUGGGAACUUCUUUGCAAGUUGCGCCAGUCUCUCUAAUACCUAACAUGGUCAAUUGCAGCCGAGUUCUAUUCAAUAGAGAGAAAGUUUUGAAGAUUCGAAAAAAGAAAGAUAUAUUUCUAGAAGGAAAUUGCAAUGAAAACGUUACCGAUUUAUGCGCCACAUUGGGAUGGAAGGAAGAGCUACUGGAGCACUAUGCGGGAUGUCGUUUGUCAAGUGAACCCAAACAGAUUACACGAUGA
Cylindrotheca closterium is the source of this 831-nucleotide messenger RNA. Lineage: Eukaryota; Bacillariophyta; Bacillariophyceae; Bacillariales; Bacillariaceae. The record is from the annotation of a GenBank genome assembly.